Messenger RNA from Ficedula albicollis (Collared flycatcher), 638 nucleotides. RefSeq names its product coenzyme Q10A (gene COQ10A). Gene Ontology annotation, molecular function: ubiquinone binding. Gene Ontology annotation, cellular component: mitochondrion. The record is from RefSeq and is a predicted model, not a curated record. Gene Ontology annotation, biological process: ubiquinone biosynthetic process; cellular respiration. Bases 3 to 458 code for a protein of 151 amino acids. The transcript has 3 exons. NCBI's taxonomy places the organism in Eukaryota, Metazoa, Chordata, Aves, Passeriformes, Muscicapidae.
CCAUGCAGGAGAUGUACGACGUGGUGGCCAACGUGGAGGACUACAAGAACUUUGUGCCCUGGUGCAAGAAGUCGGUGGUGGUGGCGCGGCGCGCCGGCCACGUCAAGGCCCAGCUGGAGGUGGGCUUCCCUCCCGUGCUGGAGCGCUACACCUCCAUCGUCACCCUGGUGCAGCCACACCUGGUCAAGGCCGUCUGCACCGACGGGCGCCUCUUCAACCACCUGGAGACCAACUGGCGCUUCAGCCCCGGCAUCCCCGGCUACCCCCGCACCAGCACCGUGGAUUUCUCGAUCUCCUUCGAGUUCCGCUCCCUGCUGCACUCCCAGCUGGCCACCAUGUUCUUCGACGAGGUGGUCAAGCAGAUGGUGGCCGCCUUCGAGCGCCGCGCCGCCAAGAACUUCGGGCCCGAGACCCGCAUCCCCCGGGAGCUGAUGUUCCACGAGGUGCACCAGACGUGAGGGUGGCCGGCCCGGGCCCCCCCGGACUGUGCCCACCCCCCAAAAUAUUUAUUCAAGUGCGUUUCCGCUGCUGUUGCCUCAGCGCCGUGAGGAGCUGCGUCCCCCCGGCGCUGGACUCCCCUGGAUUUGGAGCUGAUUUGGGGUUUUAAGUUUUGUUUUAGUUUUUGGUUUGUUUUUUUU